Platichthys flesus (European flounder) is the source of this 10398-nucleotide messenger RNA. RefSeq names its product neurobeachin a (gene nbeaa). The coding region runs from base 153 to 9185 and encodes 3010 amino acids. Gene Ontology annotation, molecular function: protein kinase binding. Lineage: Eukaryota; Metazoa; Chordata; Actinopteri; Pleuronectiformes; Pleuronectidae. Gene Ontology annotation, cellular component: membrane; cytosol. The transcript has 60 exons. The record is from RefSeq and is a predicted model, not a curated record. Gene Ontology annotation, biological process: intracellular protein localization.
UCAGAGGAUUUGAUUUUAAAAGCCACAGAUCUCUCCUUUGUUUGUUUUUGUUUAUUUCCCUGCGCAUGCCCAUGUUUUCCGUGCAGCGCUCGUAGAGGCAGGUGCGAGAGACAGCGGCGGCCGCUCCUCUCCUCCCUGUUUCCAGAGGGGAAAUGUCGAGCGAGAAGCCGGCUUCAGCACCACCGGGCUCCGCUUCUUCGCUCACGGACACGGACCGAGACCCGCACCCCGGGCCGGGCUCCUCCGCGCCGCAGCCGCAGCAGCAGCAGCAGGUCGCCGCGGCGGGCGCUAGCUCCGGCGCCGUCACAGGGGAGAGGAUGGUGUCCGCAGCCGGCUCCAUGGUCCUCCCGGCCGGGGCGAUCAACCCCGCCGCCGUGCCGAUCAGGAAUAUCCAGAUGAAAUUCGCCGUGCUGGUGGGCCUGAUCCAGGUCGGGGAGGUUAGCAACCGGGACAUCGUGGAGACGGUGCUGAACCUGCUGGUGGGCGGCGAGUUUGACCUGGAGAUGAACUUCAUCAUCCAGGAGGCGGAGAGCAUCGGCUGCAUGGUGGAGCUGCUGUCCCACUGCGAGGUGACGUGCCAGGCUGAGAUCUGGAGCAUGUUCACGGCCAUCCUCCGAAAGAGCGUGCGCAACCUGCAGACCAGCACGGAGGUGGGCCUCAUCCAGCAGGUGCUGCUGAAGAUGAGCACGGUGGACGACAUGAUCGCAGACCUUCUGGUGGACAUGCUGGGAGUCAUGGCCAGUUACAGCAUCACAGUCAAGGAGCUGAAGCUGCUCUUCAGUAUGCUGAGGGGAGACAAUGGCAUCUGGCCCAGACACGCGAUCAAGCUCUUGUCGGUGUUGAACCAGAUGCCUCAGAGACACGGUCCUGAUACCUUCUUCAAUUUCCCAGGACGCAGUGCAGCGGCCAUAGCAUUGCCACCAAUUGCCAAAUGGCCUUACCAGAACGGCUUCACCAUCAACACCUGGUUCAGGCAGGAUCCACUCAACAACAUCAACGUGGAUAAAGACAAACCGUACCUCUAUUGUUUUCGCACCAGCAAAGGAAUCGGUUACUCCGCUCACUUUGUGGGAAACUGUCUCAUCGUGACAUCGUUGAAAUCGAAGGGAAAAGGCUUUCAGCACUGUGUGAAAUAUGAUUUCCAGCCCCGCAAGUGGUACAUGAUCAGCAUCGUGCACAUCUACAACCGCUGGAGGAACUCGGAGAUUCGUUGCUACGUUAACGGUCAACUGGUCUCCUAUGGGGACAUGGCCUGGCACGUCAACACCAAUGAUAGCUACGACAAGUGUUUCCUGGGUUCCUCGGAGACGGCGGACGCUAACAGGGUGUUUUGUGGGCAGCUGGGAGCCAUCUACGUUUUCAGCGAGGCCCUGAAUCCAGCUCAGAUCUUUGCCAUUCACCAGCUCGGCCCGGGAUACAAGAGCACCUUCAAGUUCAAGUCCGAGAGCGACAUCCACCUGGCCGAGCACCACAAGCAGGUGCUGUACGACAGCAAGCUGGCCAACUCCAUCUCCUUCACCUACAACGCCAAGGCCACGGACGCCCAGCUGUGCCUGGAGUCCUCGCCGAGGGAGAACGCCUCCAUCUUCGUCCACUCGCCGCACGCGCUCAUGCUACAGGACGUGAAGGCCAUUGUUACCCACUCCAUCCACAGUGCCAUCCACUCCAUAGGAGGCAUCCAGGUCCUGUUCCCUCUCUUUGCUCAGCUGGACUACAAGCAGCUCAACGACUGCAGUGUGGACACGUCAGUCUGUGCCACUCUGCUGGCGUUCCUGGUGGAGCUGUUGAAGAGCUCCGUGGCCAUGCAGGAGCAGAUGCUGGGAGGGAAGGGCUUCCUGGUGAUUGGAUACCUGCUUGAGAAGUCGUCCCGAGUCCACAUCACCAGGGCCGUACUGGAACAGUUCCUGUCCUUCGCCAAGUAUCUGGAUGGUUUACCUCACGGAGCGCCGCUCCUCAAACAGCUCUGUGACCAUGUCCUGUUCAACGCUGCCAUCUGGAUACACACCCCUGCCAAGGUCCAGCUGUCCCUCUACACCUACCUGUCGUCGGAGUUCAUCGGCACCGCCACCAUCUACACCACCAUCCGCCGCGUGGGCACCGUCCUGCAGCUGAUGCACACUCUGAAGUACUACUACUGGGCCAUCAACCCGCUGGAGUGCAGCGGAAUCAGCCCCAAAGGUCUCGACGGGCCGCGGCCGUCCCAGAAGGAGAUCAUCUCGCUCAGGGCCUUCAUGCUCCUCUUCCUCAAACAGCUGAUACUGAAGGACCGGGGCGUGAAGGAGGACGAGCUGCAGAGCAUUCUCAACUACCUACUGACCAUGCAUGAGGAUGAGAACAUCCACGACGUGCUCCAGCUGCUGGUGGCUCUGAUGUCUGAGCACCCGGCGUCCAUGAUCCCUGCAUUCGAUCAGAGAAAUGGAAUAAGGGUGAUCUGCAAACUCCUGGCCUCCAAGAGCGAGAGCAUCCGGGUCCAAGCCCUCAAAGUCCUGGGCUACUUCCUCAAGCACCUCGGUCACAAGAGGAAGGUAGAGAUCAUGCACACGCACAGUCUGUUCACGCUGCUGGGUGAGAGGCUGAUGAUGCACACUAACACCGUCUCCAUCACCACCUACAACACGCUGUACGAGAUUCUGACCGAGCAGGUCUGCACCCAGGUGGUCCACAAACCCCACCCUGAGCCCGACUCCACCGUCAAGAUCCAGAACCCCAUGAUUCUGAAAGUAGUGGCGACCCUCCUGAAGAACUCCUCUCCCAGUGCCGAGCUGAUGGAAGUCCGGAGACUCUUUCUCUCCGACAUGAUCAAGCUCUUCAGCAACAGCCGCGAAAACCGCCGCUGCCUGCUGCAGUGCUCCGUGUGGCAGGACUGGAUGUUCUCCCUCGGAUACAUCAACCCCAAGAGCCCCGAGGAGCAGAAAAUCACCGAGAUGGUGUACAACAUAUUCAGGAUCCUGCUCUACCACGCCAUCAAAUACGAAUGGGGCGGCUGGAGGGUGUGGGUCGAUACCCUGUCCAUCGCACACUCCAAGGUGACCUACGAGGCCCACAAGGAAUACUUAGCUAAGAUGUACGAAGAGUACCAGCGUCAGGAGGAGGAGAACAUGAAGAAAGGGAAGAAAGGCUGUGUGUCCACCAUCUCCGGGCUCUCUGCUGUGCCCGCCCCUGUGGUCAACGGGAACCUGGAGAUCGACGACAACUCCCAGACACAGACGCCGGAGAGCGAGGCCGAGUACAGCGAGGGGGCCAACCUCCUGGCUGAAGGCGCCGUGAAGCGACCCAACGGAGAGGCCCUGACGCCCGGCGAGCAGAGCGCCGGGCCAGGCGUGAGGGUGGAGGUCCACGACCUGCUGGUGGACAUUAAAGCCGAGAAAGUAGAGGCCACAGAGGUGAAGCUGGAUGACCUCGACCUUUCUCCUGAAGGCCUUAGUGGAGGUGUGGUUGUAGUAGGUGGGGGAGGAAUGGAGAACGGGCCUCUGGUGGAGGUGGACUCUCUCUUGGACAGUGCUUACUGCGCUGUCGUCCAGAACAUGAACGGGAGUCUGGCGCCUAAAGAUGACACGCCGGCCUCAGGGGUUGGACUGGGGCCCAGCCUGGGGCUCUCGGGGGUCAGCCUGGAGGACGACGGGAACAUGGGGCCCCUCAUCACUUUGGCUGAUGAGAAGGACAGCGUCCCGAGCAACAACGGGUUUCUCUUCAGCAAGGUUGAUGAGAAGCUUCUUCCAGCUCUGGCAGCCACAGACCCCCUGGUGCUGCCCAGUCCAGAGCAGCCCACUUCAUCCGGCCCAGUGCCCUCCCUCUCCACCACCAGCGCCAGUGACGACCUCAGUCUGCUCGCCCACAUGACCAGCUGCGGCUCUGAUCUACAGACCCAGAGCCACACAGCCGGGGAGCUACCGGAGGACGGGCUCUUCAAGAUCCAGAGCCCCAUCGCUGACAUCAGCUCCAUUGCUGAGGCCGAGAGCCAGAUCCAGAUCCAGGCGGCCUCCAGACCAGAUUUCCCAGAGGGAGAGGGCACGGCCGGGGCGGAGGGAGAGGCCGCUGGGCAGAAGACGGGCGGAGACACGGCCAGCACCACCUCGGAUACAGAGAGGUCGGACGACGGGAAGGACAAAGACACAAAGAAGAUCCAAACGACCGCGACUACUCAGGCCCUUCACGGCCGCACCGCCGCGCAGCUGGAGCGGGACCUCCGCGUGGACCUGGGCUUCAGGGGAAUGCCCAUGACGGAGGAGCAGCGCCGGCAGUUCAGCCCCGGCCCACGCACGACCAUGUUCCGUAUCCCCGAGUUCAAGUGGUCCCCCAUGCACCAGAGGCUGCUCACCGACCUGCUGUUCGCCCUGGAGACCGACGUGCACGUGUGGAGGAGCCACUCAACCAAGUCGGUGAUGGAUUUCGUGAACAGCAAUGAAAACAUCAUCUUCGUCCACAACACCAUCCACCUCAUUUCUCAGAUGGUGGACAACAUCAUCAUCGCCUGUGGAGGCAUCCUUCCUCUCCUGUCCGCCGCCACCUCCCCUUCCAGUUCUAAGAAUAGUGCCAACGCUACGGAGCUGGAGAACAUCGAGGCGACGCAGGGCAUGUCCUCGGAGACGGCGGUCACCUUCCUCUCGCGUCUCAUGGCCAUGGUGGACGUGCUGGUGUUCGCCAGCUCCCUCAACUUCAGCGAGAUCGAGGCCGAGAAGAACAUGUCGUCGGGAGGGCUGAUGAGGCAGUGUCUCCGCCUGGUUUGCUGCGUGGCGGUGAGGAACUGUCUGGAAUGCCGGCAGAGACAGAGAGACCGGAGCUGCAAGUCCUCCUUAACCAGCAGCAAGUCACAGGACAGCCUGCACAGUGCCUCCAACACCAGCAAGCAGGAUCCAGACAGACUCCUUCAGGAUGUCGACAUCAACCGUCUCCGAGCUGUAGUAUUCAGAGACGUGGACGACAGUAAGCAAGCUCAGUUCCUGGCGCUGGCAGUCGUCUACUUCAUCUCGGUCCUCAUGGUGUCUAAGUACCGGGACAUCUUGGAACCCCAGCGGGAGAUUUGCAGAUCCACCAGCCUAUCAGGGAGAAGCAUCCGUCACGAGAUCAACUCCCCAACCAGUACAGAGCACCCAGCCACAGCUUUCUCCGACAAGCAGACCCCCACCCCCUCGGAUGACUCUCCCCGGGCCGGACUCCCCCACACGGACUCGGGCAUCGGAGAGGAGGGUCACGUGGCCGGGUCCCUGAACGGCUCGGAGAUGGGUCUCGGCCUGGGCCUGGGCCUGGUCGGGAGAGAGACAGACAGGGAUCGAGACAGAGACAUGGGGGGAGGAGGAGGAGGAGGCACGGACCUGUUGUGCAGCCUGUCUGACGUCAGGAGGUCACAGGAGAGCCUUCUGGAUUCUCCCCACAACCCCGGCUCCAACCCCAACGCCCCGCCCUCGUCCAUCUCCAGCAUCAGUCAGACAAACAAAGGCAUCAAUGUCAAGGAGAUCCUGAAGAGUUUGGUGGCAGGACCAGUCGAUGGAGGGGACCUGGGUCAGGAGUCGGGGCCGACGCCCUACCACCCCGACCCCGCCCUGAAGACACACCCCAUGCUGCCCAUGCAGUUCCACUCCUUCGACAGGAGUGUCGUGGUUCCAGUCAAGAAGCCGCCACCCGGCAGCCUGUCAGUCAACACCGUGGGCACACCCACCACUGGCGGGUCGACCGCGGCGGGCUCCACACCCAACAUCUUUGCUGCCGCGACAGCAACACCCAAGAGCAUGAUCAACACUACAGGUGCCACAGACUCCGCGUCCUCUUCCUCCUCCUCCUCCUCCUCGUUCGUCAACGGUGCCACGAGUAAGAAUCUGCCGGCGGUGCAGACGGUGGCUCCCAUGCCAGAAGACACGAUGGAGAACAUGAGUGCCUAUUGUGAGGUGGCGCAGUGUGCGCUGCGCAGCGGUCAGACGCCCCCUGAGCUCAAGUCCUUUAGCUCCCUGGCAGGCUUCCAGACUGCCCCCCGAGAUGCAGGACAGUGUUUUAGCAUCACCACCAAGCUGGAGCGCGCCCUGGAGAAGGUGGCGCCGCUGCUGAGGGAGAUCUUUGUGGACUUCGCCCCCUUCCUGUCCAGGACGCUGCUGGGUAGCCAUGGGCAGGAACUGCUCAUAGAAGGCCUGGUGUGUAUGAAGUCAAGCACGUCUGUGGUGGAGCUUGUGAUGCUGCUCUGUUCUCAGGAAUGGCAAAACUCCAUUCAGAAGAACGCUGGUCUGGCCUUCAUUGAGCUGAUCAAUGAGGGAAGACUUCUGUGUCACGCCAUGAAGGAUCACAUUGUGCGCGUUGCCAACGAGGCCGAGUUCAUCCUGAACAGACAGAGAGCGGAGGACGUUCACAAGCACGCUGAGUUUGAGUCGAACUGUGCACAGUAUGCCGCGGACCGGAGAGAGGAGGAGAAAAUGUGCGACCACCUCAUCAGCGCCGCUAAGCACAGAGAUCAUGUGACGGCCAACCAGCUGAAGCAGAAGAUCCUCAACAUCCUGACCAAUAAGCACGGAGCGUGGGGGACAAUGUCCCAGAGCCAAUUACAUGACUUCUGGCGUCUCGACUACUGGGAGGACGACCUGAGGAGGAGACGGAGAUUUGUGCGAAAUGCCUUUGGCUCCACCCACGCCGACAUGUCACUCAAAGCCCUGGAGGACUAUGGAACAGAAGAGGAAGAGGAGGGGGUGAAGUCGAAAAAGAAUUUGCGCAACCAGUCAGUAGUCGCCCAGAACCCGGAGGCGGAGUUAAUGCUGGAGGGAGACGAUGACGCCGUCAGUCUGCUGCAGGAAAAAGAGAUUGAUAACCUUGCAGGACCCGUGGUUCUGAGCACCCCCGCUCAGCUGGUGGCUCCUGUGGUGGUGGCUCGCGGCACUCUGUCCAUCACCACCACCGAGAUCUACUUCGAGGUGGACGAGGACGACCCUGCCUUUAAGGACACGGACGCCAAAGUCCUGGCCUACUCAGAGGGUCUGCACGGCAAAUGGAUGUUCAGCGAGAUCCGAGCUGUGUUUUCAAGACGAUACCUUCUGCAAAACACUGGACUGGAGGUCUUCAUGGCCAACAGGACCUCUGUGAUGUUUAACUUCCCCGACCAGUCCACAGUCAAACGGGUGGUUUACAGUCUCCCCCGGGUCGGGGUCGGAACGAGUUACGGGCUCCCCCAGGCCAGGCGGAUAUCCUUAGCAACCCCUCGUCAGCUCUUCAAGUCGUCCAACAUGACUCAGCGCUGGCAGAGGAGAGAGAUCUCCAACUUUGAGUACCUCAUGUUCCUCAACACCAUUGCAGGGAGAACCUACAAUGAUCUGAACCAGUAUCCCAUCUUCCCCUGGGUCUUGACCAACUACGAUUCAGAGGAGCUCGAUCUCACCCUACCUGGAAACUUCAGAGACCUCUCCAAGCCAAUCGGUGCCCUGAAUCCCAAGCGGGCAGCCUUCUACGCAGAGCGCUACGAGACGUGGGACGACGACAGCACGUCCCCUCACCACUACACCACCCUGUACUCCACCGCUCACUCAACACUGAUGUGGAUGCUCAGAAUAGAGCCCUUCAGCACGUUCUUCCUCAACGCCAACGACGACAAGUUCGACCAUCCGGAUCGAGCCUUCUCCGGCAUCGGCCACUCGUGGAGGAACUGCCAGAGGGACACGGCUGACGUCAAGGAGCUGAUCCCGGAGUUCUACUAUUUGCCCGAGUUGUUUGUCAACAGCAACGAGUAUGAGCUGGGGAUGCGUGAGGACGGCGUCCCCGUGUGUGACGUGGAGCUCCCCGCCUGGGCCAAGAAACCUGAGGACUUUGUCCGCAUCAACCGGAUGGCACUGGAGAGCGAGUUUGUGUCGUGCCAGCUUCACCAGUGGAUCGAUCUAAUAUUUGGCUACAAGCAGCGGGGGCCGGAGGCGGUCCGAUCCCUCAACGUGUUCGACUUCCUGUCCUACGAGGGGUCGGUGACCCUGGACAAUUUAGACGCUCCGCAGCGCGAGGUCAUUGAGAUGCAGAUUCAGCUCUGUGGUCAGGUCCCCUCGCAGCUGCUGAUCGAGCCACACCCCCCUCGCUCCUCCGCCAUGCACCUGUGUUUCCUUCCCCAGAGCCCUCUGAUGUUUAAGGAUCAGAUGCAGCAGGACGUCAUCAUGGUGCUCAAGUUCCCCUCCAACUCCCCCGUCACGCACGUCGCCGCCAACACGCUCCCCCACCUCAGCAUCCCGGCGGCUGUCACCGUCACGUGCAGCCGGCUGUUCGCAGUCAACCGCUGGCACAACACAGUCGGCCUUCGAGGAGCUCCAGGAUACUCCCUGGAACAGGCUCAUCAUCUCCCCAUCGAGAUGGACCCUCUCAUAGCAAACAACUCGGGCGUGAACAAGCGUCAGAUCACUGACCUGGUCGACCAGAGCAUCCAGAUCAACACGCACUGUUUUGUGGUGACGGCCGACAACCGCUACAUCCUGGUGUGCGGCUUCUGGGACAAGAGCUUCCGGGUUUACUCCACUGAAACUGGAAAACUGACCCAGAUUGUUUUUGGCCACUGGGAUGUGGUGACGUGUCUGGCGCGGUCAGAGUCCUACAUCGGAGGAGACUGCUACAUCGUGUCCGGCUCCAGAGACGCCACUCUUCUUCUGUGGUACUGGAGUGGACGACACCACAUAAUAGGCGACAACCCCAAUAACAGCGAUUAUCCUGCUCCCAGAGCGGUGCUGACGGGACACGACCACGAGGUGGUGUGUGUCUCUGUCUGUGCGGAGCUGGGACUGGUCAUCAGUGGAGCUAAAGAGGGCCCGUGCCUGGUCCACACCAUCACAGGGGACCUGCUGAGGGCUCUGGAGGGGCCCGAGCUGUGUCAGCGGCCCCGCCUCAUCUCAGUGUCCAGCGAGGGCCACUGCAUCAUCAACUACGAGAGAGGCCGCUUCUGCAACUUCAGCAUAAACGGGAAACUGCUGGCACAAAUGGAGGUCAACGACUCCACACGGGCCAUCCUGCUGAGCAGCGACGGACAGAACCUGGUCACAGGAGGCGAUAACGGAGUUGUGGAAGUGUGGCAGGCGUGCGACUUCAAACAGCUUUACAUCUACCCAGGCUGUGAUGCCGGUAUCCGCGCCAUGGACCUCUCCCACGACCAGAGGACCCUAAUCACUGGCAUGGCGUCCGGCAGCAUCGUGGCGUUUAACAUCGACUUCAACCGCUGGCACUACGAACACCAGAACAGGUACUGAGGUCCGCCGGCUCGAGGAGGAGGGAAGGAGAGAAGAAGGAGAGAUGAAGAAAGGAGACGAUGCAUUGUUCUGUGUAUCUGCGACGCGGGGGAAACGACACGCACUGAGAGGAAGAGGAAAAAACAAGAACCGGACCUGAGGCUCUAUUCUGAUGAGAAGCUUGCUGGAAAGAAAAGCGUCCUCCCGUGCAGCACGCGUGAAAAUACACACACGUGUGUAACCACAGACACAUACUACCCCCCCCCCCCCCCCCCCCUUCGAAGAUACACACCAAAACCUGCUAAUAAACUAGACAAGACUGCAGAACGGGGGGGAGAGAGAGAAAGUCAAGCAGACGCUGUAGAGGUCGAUCGAACCCGAGCCAGUCGCUGCUCCAGGUCCGCUUAACGCUUCACAGACUAUGAACCUACGUUUUUUUUCUCUCACUUUUCUUCUUCAUGCUUUCACAUUUUGUUCUGUCCCUUUCGUUUGAGCGGAGGAAGACUCUGAAUUCGAGACUCCUUCAAUGUGUCCCGAGCAGAUUAGAACCGGGAUCCGGCCCCACCCACUGUUCCAAAAAGCGGUGCUAUUGGCUUGACCUUAAAUUCACCCGUGAAAAAUGGCCUGUGGGGGGGGGGGAGUUUGAUUUUGAUUUUCUCUUAUUGAUUUUUACCAGGUGUUUAUUUCAUUUUCUAACUUCAUUAUUCUUUUCUUUUACCCACAGCAGGGUUAGGUCUGACGUUUCUGUAAAUACGACUCUGCUUCCUUCAGGGUCCACACUCGUUCUUUCACGACACACAAACUGCGCUUAUCACCUUUAAUUUAUUAAUGACUUGCUGUAUGUAAAAUAUUGUGUAAUAAUUAUUAUAACGUUGACAAGACUGAUGGUAAUGACGACAGUGUCAAGGAUGGUGAUUGUUUUGCCGGAGAUAGAAACGAUGGAGCGGUCUUUCUUGCCAGUGCCACCGCGGCUGACGACCACGAGACCGACAUGAUUUCCUUUGUAUAUUUGGUGAUUGUUUUGUCAAAUAUGUAAAUAGAGUCUUGGUUCAGGCUCGGUGCGAGACCUAAUCAGCUGAAUAAGACUGAAGCCGCAAAGGAAACCUUCACUUACACACAUUUGUUGAUUAUUUAAAAAAAAGGAAAAAAAGAAGAGAAUCAAAUCAAUGUAAAAGUUUGUUUUGUAUUUGCACUUUGCACCAAUCACAUAUCAUUAUUUAUUAGCUUGGUUCUU